Messenger RNA from Bactrocera tryoni, 4180 nucleotides. Its product is annotated as zinc finger protein 62 homolog. Gene Ontology annotation, cellular component: nucleus. NCBI's taxonomy places the organism in Eukaryota, Metazoa, Arthropoda, Insecta, Diptera, Tephritidae. The coding region runs from base 162 to 2267 and encodes 701 amino acids. The transcript has 2 exons. The record is from RefSeq and is a predicted model, not a curated record.
AUUUGACAAAAUAAUAAAAACAAUUUACGAAUUCUAGUGAAAAGUUUUAUACAUUGCCGUCUGCGAAAGGGUUUGCAAAAAGUGCUCUUCACCCGAAACAAUGUAAAAGUAGUAAAUAAAAUAAUAUAGUGUAAAUUCUAUUGUCUGCUUUGGUGUCAAAUAUGUCGAAAGUUGCAAUCAAAACAGAGAAGCUGGAUGAAGAGCAGCAGGAGGAGAUUGGCAUUGAAAGUAAUGUAGCAGUUGAGGAUGGUGUUGGUGAUCACAGCCAUGGAAAAGUUGCGUCGUCGACGGAUGUGAGUAAUUUAAUAGAGGCAGGUAAAAAACACUUAGAAGUGGGACGGGACACAAACAUAUCGAUGCGCCAGCUACAACAAAACCAAGCGCAACCUAAUGUUUCAACUAAAAACAGUGCAACUGACAAUGGCAGCGGUCUAAACCCCAGCAGUGAGAUAAUUUGCAACAGAAAAGUUGCACUACCCAAAUCGAGGUGCGGUGAAGUCUUUGUAUCCAAUAAUGCACGGCAGUGGACAUUUAUCUGCACCUAUUGUAACAAAAGUACACGUGACAUUGGCGAAUUUAUAUGCCACAUAAAAAUUAAACAUUUGAGUGGUUUUGUCGACGACGGCGAUGAAACAGAUGAUGGUGAAUACGAAGGAAAUCAGCAGUCUAAUUUCUAUGAACAGGAUCAAGAUUAUUUUGAUUGCGGAAACUACUUGGACGUAAAUGUGCACACUGAGUCCGAGGACUACAGUUUAAAUGGACAAGAUCACUCGACAGCCUACCGGCAUUCAGGUAUUCACAAUCCACCCCAACGUCAAGCAGUAUCUGCUGGGUCAGGCCCUAAGCAAGGUGAGCUCAAUAAACAAGCAGAUUCAAAUAAAAAGAAUAAAUACAAUGAUGCCGAACACGAUACAAAUGAAGAUGAAACUGCAUUUAGAAAAAAUAAAGAAUCGGCAACACAAUGGCGUGCCGAUCCAGCCAGUUUCCAAUCAUAUGCAAAUAAAUACUCUUUGAAAUCUUCAACGCCCGAUGUUAAAUUGAAAAACAGUGCAAAUGGUAAUUCUAGUGCCUACGAUACUACAGCUGAUUUUACUGCGGGCAAAGACGACUUUGACACAACCGGCGCCUUUGAGAAUGAUGACGAAGAAGAUUACGAUAAUCAACUAUUUAUUGCACCAACCGACUCAUUGGAUGCCAGCAUACUGGGGGGCGGCACCGAUGUUAGUGGUGGUGGUGAAAUGAAGGCUAAGCGUCGGCAAAUACGCGGCACUGCCUAUUGUGCAUUGUGCAAUAAGACCUUCCAAUAUUACUCAUUAUAUCGAAAUCAUAUGAUAAAACAUUCGAAUGAGACACCGUUUAAGUGUCCCAUUUGCAAGAAAGGUUUUAAAUCAAAACAAGCCAUACGCUAUCAUAUGAAUACACAUCAAAAGGAGAAGCAAUUCAAAUGUACCGUUUGUAGCGCUUCGUAUGGUACCGAGAAUCAUUUCAUUGCACAUAUUAUGACACACGAAAGCGCCACUGCGUUUCCAUGUAUGGUUUGCGGCCAAGUGUUAAGCAGUAGUAAGGAGCGUGAUCUUCAUAUGGCCAAUCAUAAAGAGGAACGACCCUUCCGUUGCGACUAUUGUAACAAGCUCUUCCGGUUGCGACAUCAUUUAUCGAAUCAUUUGAAGAUGCAUCGUAAAUACCGUUGUGAUUAUUGCAAAGAGAUAUUCACCAGCGCUAUAUACUUGCGAAAACCCUAUGCUUGUCCGGGCUGCGUUAAUUUGCCUGAAGCGCAGCAGGAUGCGGCAAAUACCGCAAGCGCGAAAGUAGGACGUGCAGCUACAAGUAACAACGUAAACCCAUUGGAAAUAUUCGAAACAGUAAUACCUGGACAACAGCAAGGUAAUGAAUUUGCACAGAUGGUAACAGAUUCCGAAGGUGAGGGUGAAGAUGAAGAUGGCGAAAUGGAUGACGACGACGAUGAUGAUGAUAAUAUGCCACAAGGCACACCAAUGGAUGAGGAUGAUGAUGAUAAUGAGAAUGUCUCAAGUAGAGCUGCUGAGCAAGACGAGGACGAUGAUGAAGAUGAUGUCGAGGAAGAAAAUGGCUAUGAGAAUGGCGCUGGUAGUGGUGGCGGUGGACAGACACUCGGCACUUAUGGUGUUGGUGGUGGCGUUGGCGGUACUAGUGGCGUCAGCCUAAAGCGUUAUGUAUGCAAAAUUUGUUCUCGCAGCUAUUCGCACCCCAGUGGGCUAAACUAUCACAUGCGGCAUAAGCAUUGCUAGUAAAACCGUACGUGUUAAGGCAUUGAUAUCCAAUUCUUAUUUAAAUAUUUAAGUAAACUGUACGAUACGACAGUUAUAAAUAAGUACAGCGGUAUUUUAGACAUAAAUAUUCACAGACUUAUAAAAAAUUAGUUUUAAAAAGUAAAGUACGGCGCAAAAGCGUUAAAAAAGUUAGUUGUAUUGCUAAGAAAUUAAUCAAUAAUUUUAAGCACAUAAUUUUGUUCUCCUAAUUUAUCGAUCAUUAUCAGGUGACCACAGACUUUAAGGCAUGCUUUAACAAUGUCUGUACAAAUAUUACAAACUACCGUCUUUCCUAAACAAAUCUAGUCUAACUUCGAACCGUUUGUACUGCAAUUAUUUUGUAGUUAAUUUAAAUUAUAUAAAACCCUUUAAGUUGUUUAAUUGAAGUGGUUAAUAACGUUAACAGUAAAACAAUAGGAACUGAAAACCAUUAACAUAUUAUGGAAAUCAGCUAAAAAUUUUAGCACCAAAUUUAGGCUUCAUAAUACAUACAUACGUAUUUGGAAAAAAAUACUCAAAUAUUUAAGCUUACUAAAUACAUACAUGCUAUCAUAUAUACUACUUUGCGUAAACGCUUCUUUAUCCAAAGAAAAUAGAAAAAUAUGUAACUGAUUUAUUUUUAAUGUUUCAUGCAUGCUUAUUCGUACUACUCAUUUUUCGCACAGAUUUCUAAAAAUGCGCACACAUUGUAUUCCCCUACGUUUUAGUUAUAACAAACAGUAUUCUUCCAUAUAAGCCAUCACAUAACCAUUAUGAAAAUAGAAGUGUAACAGAACUGAUGAUUGUUGAAACUUUAAUGAGCACAUUUAUACUCGUAUGCAUAUAUAUACACACAUAUACAUAUAUGUACUAUGAAGCCUUGACAAGGCCUUGAAGUUAUUUACAAUUUCAUAAAAUAGCUUUGCCCGAAAUAUUGCAGAUUUAGGGAAUUUUUUACUAAAUAAAUAAAUCAGUGACUGCCCAAAUGUUAUUGUAAAACUCCAUUAUGUACUCAAUCAUUGUGUAUUGUAUUAUCACCAAAAGUGUGUAAAAAUUGUAAUUCAUUUAAUUUGUUAACAAUUUGAACUAUACUUUGAGUUAAAAAAUAAUAAUUUUAAGUAUAUCUCUUGUUCAUGCCUUAGUGAAUACUGCUGCGAGUAGUAAGCACUUCGGAGAUUGUUAUUAUUUUGAAAUUUAAAAUUCAUUAAAUCACGUGCAGUUUUGAAAUUAUUAGAUAUAAAUUUAUUGUAAGUUAAUAGUGAAUUUAAGCGAAAAAUAUUUAGAAUAUUAAUAAUUUUUUUAUAAUUCAGUUUUCAAGUACUAAUGAGUUUAGAAAAAUAUAAUACAAAAGACAAGAUGAAUUUGAAAAUAAUCAAAUAAAAUAUGUUACAACAUACAGACAUUUAAUGUAUUGUAAUUAAAUUUUUCAAAAUUUCAAUUUCAAAAGUUCUAUAAUUAACUAUUUAUCUCUGAAGAAAUUUCCGAUUAUUAGUCCAAUUAAAUUUAUAAAAGCGAUAUUGUUCAACCGAUAUUUAUUACACAUUUCAUUUACUAAGCCUUACCGCCUUAAAACAAAAGUAACAUCAGUGACUUGUGGUAAAGUCAUUAUCAGUCGAAAUUUAAAGUGUCAGCUUUUUCAACCAAAUUAACCCCCAUGAUGUUUUAAUUUACUUAAAGCUCUAAAUAUAAACUUGUUUUUGAUUUAACUUCGUUGUAACACAAAAUUGAGAUUCAUUGAAAACUCUUAGAAAUAAUAGAAUAGUAAUAGAAAUUAUUAAUACUUAUAUAAUCGUAUUUUUAAUAUGACAAAAAUCGCUUAAAAUGAGCGUGUGCUGCAAAAGCGAAUCAAACUGUAAAUACUACUCCAUUGAUAACCAUUAUUAAAUAAAAUAAAAAGUAAAUAAAUUAAAAUA